Pimephales promelas (fathead minnow) is the source of this 2810-nucleotide messenger RNA. RefSeq names its product myocyte enhancer factor 2ca (gene mef2ca). Gene Ontology annotation, molecular function: protein dimerization activity; DNA-binding transcription factor activity, RNA polymerase II-specific; RNA polymerase II cis-regulatory region sequence-specific DNA binding. The record is from RefSeq and is a predicted model, not a curated record. Gene Ontology annotation, biological process: cell differentiation; positive regulation of transcription by RNA polymerase II; heart development. Lineage: Eukaryota; Metazoa; Chordata; Actinopteri; Cypriniformes; Leuciscidae.
AGAGAGAGAGAGAAUGAUUCUCUCUCCCGUGUGACAAACAGGCGCUCGUGAGGAUCUUGUCAGUAAACUAGAGGAGAUCUCAAACAUCACUGAUCUAUCCAGGAUAACUCUGGACAUCUUCAGGUUGUUUUUUCCCCUGUUAUUGAAAAGACGCUUUUCCAUCGCUGCAUGUGUCAAAGCCAAUGAGAGACGUGGAGUUCUGUGAUCAUUCUCACAUUGACGCGCACAUGAAGCGCUUUGACGCGGUUCUGGAUUUGGAGAGCGCGUGAGGAGUUCUGGAUCGGUGCGUGUCUGACCAUUAACACCAGCGCGCGCACGUUCUCUGGACCUGACACACUCAUGCAUUACAAAGAACGGAUGCCGGAGUCUUUGAAAUAAGAGGAACAAGCGAAGAGGAAAGACUGCGUUGAGGAUCGGACAGAGACAGCGAGAGAGGAAGGAAGACAAGGAAGACAAGUACUUUUGGAAUAGGAAAGGAAUACCAGGCCGAAAUAAUGGGGAGGAAAAAGAUUCAGAUUGCACGGAUAAUGGACGAACGCAACAGACAGGUUACGUUUACAAAGAGGAAGUUUGGACUAAUGAAGAAGGCCUACGAGCUGAGCGUUCUGUGCGACUGUGAGAUCGCCCUCAUCAUCUUCAACAGCACGAAUAAACUGUUCCAGUACGCCAGCACCGACAUGGACAAAGUUCUGCUUAAAUACACUGAGUACAACGAGCCCCAUGAGAGUCGGACGAAUUCGGACAUCGUGGAGACUCUGAGGAAGAAGGGUCUAAACGGCUGUGACAGUCCUGAUAUUGAUGCUGAAGAUUCAGGCCACAGUCCAGAAUCUGAGGACAAAUAUCGCAAAAUCAACGAGGACAUUGACCUGAUGAUCAGCAGGCAGAGACUGUGUGCCAUCCCCCAGUCUAAUUACGACAUGCCCGUCUCAAUCCCGGUGAGCAACCACAACAGCCUGAUCUACAGCCACCCAGGAGCGUCCCUGAACCCCAACCUGCUGCCGCUGGCCCACCCCUCCCUUCAGAGGAACAGCAUGUCCCCUGGAGUGACCCACCGGCCCCCGAGUGCAGGCAACACAGGUGGCCUCAUGGGUCCAGACCUCGGCAGCGGAGUGGGCACCAGUGCUGGAAACGGGUAUGGAAACCACCGCAACUCCCCUGGUCUGCUGGUCUCUCCGGGGAACAUGAGUAAGAACAUGCAGGCCAAGUCUCCUCCGUCCAUGAGCAUGAACAUGAGCAACCGCAAGCCGGACCUGCGCGUCCUGAUCCCCCCCGGAUCCAAGAACACCAUGCCCUCCAUCUCGGAGGAUGUUGACAUGUUGCUGAACCAGAGAAUAAACAACUCUCAGUCCGCCCAAUCGCUGAGCACACCAGUGGUGUCUGUAGCCACGCCCACUCUACCAGGACAGGGGAUGGGCGGUUACCCAUCAGCCCUCUCUACCUCAUACGGUACAGAAUAUUCUCUCAGCAGUGCAGACCUGUCCUCUCUGACCGGUUUUAACAGCUCGACUUCUCUUCAUCUUGGUUCCAUGACCGGCUGGCAGCAAAACAUGCAGCAUUCUGGUCUAGGACAUCUAGGGAACUGCGGCAGCACACAGUUAUGUCAGAGCUCCACCCUCUCGCUGCCGUCCAAUCAGAGCCUGCACAUCAAGUCGGAACCCGUGUCUCCUCCCCGGGACCGCGCGGGAGGCACCCCGGGGGGCUACGCCCAGCCCCUGCCCCCUCCCCUGGCCCAGCAGCAGGGUCACCUGCGUCAGGACUCGGGACGCUCCCCGGUGGACAGCCUGAGCAGCUGCGGCAGCUCGUACGAGGGCAGCGACCGCGAGGAUCACCGCUCCGACUUCCACUCGCCCCUGGGACUGCUGAGACCCUCUCAGGACGAGCGGCAGAGCCCCUCCGUCAAGCGCAUGCGUCUGUCCGAGGGCUGGGCCUCGUGAUCCCGCUUCUCCGUCCGGAGAGUUCGCUUUAGUAUUAUUAUAUUUGUUUCUGCGGAGUGUGAGUGCUACAUCAAGUAUUAAAAUUGAUAUAUAUAUAAGAUAAACGGGGGAGGGAGGGCGUGUUUGUGAUUUGGGGUUGGGGGCAAGGGACAUGCAUCGCUUGUGCCACGUGUGGGGAAAACGACAAAAAAAAAAAAAAUCUAUACAUGUAAUUUUACAUACGUGUGUAUGUAUGUAUACAAGCAUACAGGAUUAAAAAGAGAAGUCUGGUACUCUUGUUUGGUAAAGCUACUUUUUAGUUUCAGUAAUAUAUUAUGCAUAAUUAAACUAUUAAAGGAGGCAUUGACGUGUCUCAGGGCUUGUACAAGUAAUUUUCGGGGCCUUCACGCUCACGUCAAUGCACACUAACUUGCAAAUGUAUGUUAUCACAGACGUUGUUGUGUUGCAGGUUCAACGUAUUUAUGUAAAUAGAGAACGAUGAGGCUUUUGGGUAAACGGACCUGCCAGGAUUUGCAGGUUUAUUCGCGAUUGUCGGAGUGAUCGAGAAAGCCAUCACGCACCAUUUUAAGACUACACGGGCCCAGGGCUGAGGAACGGGAUCGGGAAGUGUUCCAAACACACAAAUUCUCUUGUAAAUGUUGUUGAUAUUUCAGAGCCGUGUUAACAACGUUCAAGUUCUCUGGGCCAUGUAUUGCCUGUCCCCGGUGGAAGAGAUGCACAAUACAUUUUGCUUAUAUUUUCAUAAAAAUGCAGAGCAUUUGUUGCUACCUGUUGACCACAUGAGUCAGAAUGUGAUUUCAAGCUUUGCCGAUGUUGAACAGAGAGGUAAAGCUGUGUGAGCUCCAAAAAUAAAGCCAUAUAAACUAUUUCAAUUAU